AUGGCAACGCCGCCGGACUCCCCGGGACCGGAAGAGGCGUUCUUCGACUUCGAGAGCACGAGGGCGAGGCAACAGACCACCAGACCGGUACCUAUAGAGGAACUUCUGCGACAGACGAAGUUUUCCCGCCAGGAGAUUCGAGUCAUGUACCGAGGCUUCAAGCAGGAGUGUCCCGAGGGAGUAGUGCACGAGGACUCGUUCAAGGACAUUUACGCGAAAUUCUUCCCGCACGGCAACUCCAGUCUCUACGCCCACUACGUGUUCAAGGCCUUCGACGUUAAUUGCAACGGGGCCAUCAGCUUCAGGGACCUUCUCGUGACGCUGUCGACUCUACUGCGAGGUAGCAUUUAUGAGAAACUGAGGUGGACCUUCAAGCUGUACGACAUAAAUGGCGAUGGCUGUAUCACCAGGGGUGAAUUGGGCGAAGUCGUGACAGCAGUCCAUGAGCUCAUGGGCAGGCGGCAUCACGCCGAAGAGGAAAGGAAGGCGAGAGAACAACUGGACAGGGUCUUCAAGAAACUCGAUCUCAACCAGGACGGUGUUAUCACGAUCGAGGAGUUUAUCGAAAGUUGUUUGAAGGACGAUGUGAUCACACGAUCGCUGGCGAUGUUCGACUGCGCGCUUUGAUCUCCGGCUAAAGACGAGCCUCCAGC
Cyphomyrmex costatus is the source of this 653-nucleotide messenger RNA. Its product is annotated as Kv channel-interacting protein 1. NCBI's taxonomy places the organism in Eukaryota, Metazoa, Arthropoda, Insecta, Hymenoptera, Formicidae. The transcript is spliced from 5 exons. Bases 1 to 627 code for a protein of 208 amino acids. Gene Ontology annotation, molecular function: calcium ion binding. The record is from RefSeq and is a predicted model, not a curated record.